This is a messenger RNA of Amphibalanus amphitrite, 3007 nucleotides long. RefSeq names its product peroxidase-like. Gene Ontology annotation, biological process: response to oxidative stress. Bases 7 to 2631 code for a protein of 874 amino acids. NCBI's taxonomy places the organism in Eukaryota, Metazoa, Arthropoda, Thecostraca, Balanomorpha, Balanidae. The record is from RefSeq and is a predicted model, not a curated record. The transcript has a single exon. Gene Ontology annotation, molecular function: heme binding; peroxidase activity.
AAGCCAAUGACGACAAAAACUACAACAACUGCAACAACAACAACGAACAAGAACAGCUACGAGACCUACCUGCCUCAUGAACCCAACGUCACGUGCCUUCCCCCGGUGCUCUGUCCAAAAACCACCUCUCACUCUGCCAUAGGGUCCCACUCAACUUGUAAGCUCUCUGACGGUUCAACGGGAGUAUUGUGCUCUUCCCCCGGCACAGGAACUGGUCAGCGACAAGAAGCCCCACUCGUUCGAGGUGAUGGAGCUCCUCUGACAAGCGGAAGAGGACUGAAGGGUACGUCAAGGGGUGGCGCCUGUGUUCCACUAGUUCUGUGUGCCCAAGUGGCGUCCCAGCCUCAUCUGUUGCUUUACAACUGGUGUCGUCUUCCAGAUCAGUCUCCCGGAGUUAUCUGCCAGUUCCAUGCUACCCAGACCCAAAGCAGCCAGAACGCUGGUGGCCCAAAACCCCACAGGUCCAAACGAGCGAUUCCAACUUCCUCGCCUCUGGCCAGUCUUAGUCCUAUUGAUACGACGAAAACAGGAUCGAAGGACUUCUUCCGGGUUUCUCAGUCUGCCGUCACUUCCCUUCAAGGCGUCAUCCAAUCCGGAAGACAAGCGUUCUCUCCGAGCACAAGUACGUUCGCGGCAGCAGCUCAGUCUCAAGCACCAUCUCCAGAUCCAGAGAGUCCGACGGCUCUCACCUUCCUCAACUCCAUGCCCUCAAACGAAGCCUUGGUGCUAAACGAGCGAGCCCAGCAGUCUGUCUCGACAGUUGCCGAUCUUCAGUCCUUCUCUAGUGGCAGCCUCGAGCGGGUGCAGAGCAUUGGACCGACGGGAGCGUCCGACGAAAUUGAAAAUAGGAUCGGCUCGAGCGCUCCCGUGUCGCUGACGACAGUGCUGCUCGUCCCCGAGUGUGUCCCCGAGACGCCGACCCUGUGCCAGCCCAGUUUCUACCGCUCGGUCACCGGUGUUUGCAACAACCUGCAGUUCCCAACGAGAGGGCGUGGAAGAACAGGGUUCAAACGCCUCCUUCCAAACACCUACGACGACGGUUUGUUCACGACUCGAACCAGAGCAAUCCGUGGAGGCAUCCUGCCAAGCGCCAGGAAAGUCAGUGAACGUGUGCUGGACACAAUGUCAAAUGAAUUACGCGACUUCACAUUGUCUGUGAUGCAGUGGGGUCAAUUUAUCGAUCAUGAUCUAACGCAUGCGCUGCUGACAAGACGCAGUGACGGUGGUGGUAUUGAGUGCUGCCUGGAUGACGGCAGGACCUUCCCAGACUUUCCACUGCAUCCUGCAUGCAUCCCCAUCCGUAUCCCCACCGACGAUCCAUUCUACAGCAAGUUUGGCCAGCGUUGUAUGAGUGUUGUGCGCUCCCUUCUAGCUCCUGAUCCGCUGUGCAUUGCUCGUCCCGCCAAUCCUCUUAACGAGCUCACCGCUUAUCUAGAUUCAUCCAACGUCUAUGGCAGCGACGAGACGACCUUCAGCGCUUUGCGCGCCUUCCGAGGUGGUCUGAUGCACACCAGCGCGCAGGAUCUCCUUCCACGGACAGGUAAUGACUGUCGCCCGUCCGCCGGCGCUUGUUUCCUGGGUGGUGACAGUCGUGUUAACGAACAGAGUGGCCUUGUCGUCAUCCACACCAUCUUCUUGCGCGAACACAACCGCAUCGCUCGUGGCUUAGCCCGCAGGCAUCCCAACUGGAACGACGAGCUGCUCUUCCAGCAGGCCAGGCGGGUCCUGAAUGCCGAAUGGCAGCAUAUCAUCUACAAUGAGUGGCUGCCGAUCAUCAUUGGAUAUGACUACGCAAGUGCGCAUGGACUAUUGCCACUGAGAAGCGGGUUUUCAAACUUAUACGAUCCCUUCGUUGACGCGUCCAUGUCUAACUCCUUCUCUAGCGCUGCGUUCCGGUUUGGUCACAGCAUGGUGCGGGAUGUCUAUGACCUUAUCAACGCGGAAGGUCAGGUGUUCAGGUCGAUCAACAUCACCAGAACCUUCUUCGACCCGAGCAUCAUCACAGAGAGCCUCGUCGGCCACGCGCGGACGCUAGUCGCGCGCCGAUCGGAAACGUUCGACACAAGCAUGGCGGAAGGACUCCACGAACAGCUCUUCACCACAAACUUCAUGUUCGGCCUCGACCUCCUCGCAUUCAACAUCCAGCGCGGGCGCGACCACGGAACUCCGACCUACGCCCAGGCCGCUAGAGCUUGCGGCAUAGUCGACGUCGCCUUCUGGGGUGACCUGUUCCGAGUCAUGUCGCCGGAAGCGAUCGACAAGCUUCGUUCCGUGUAUGACGAUCCUCGCGACGUAGACCUCUUCAUCGGAGGUGUAGCGGAGGAGCGUGCGCCAGGGGCGCAGGUCGGUCCCACCUUCCAGUGUCUGAUCGGACAGCAGUUCUUCGACCUGCGUAACGGAGACCGGUUCUUCUACGAUAACGGUGGCUUCCCACAUAGUUUCUCGUCGACACAGCUGCAGGAAAUUCGGAAGAGCAACUGGGCCAGGAUCCUAUGUGAUACGCUUGGGCCGGAGUUUGGGAACGACUUCACCCGGGUGCAGCCGCUGGCGUUCCUAACCACACUGGGUGUUAACCAAGUUAUCGACUGCAGGACAUUGGCUAUUCCGACUGUGAACCUUGAUGCAUUUUAAUGUGAUCCUUUCAAAUGAUUAGAAAUGGCAUGGUUUCAACCUUAUUUAGCUUCACUGAUUCUCUGCUCCUUUUUGAUUCACGUGUUCCCAACUAUGUUAAGCUGCAGACGUGAGAAGAAAAUAAUAAAUACAGAGUAAUUACCAUGGUGCAGGCACAUCAUGCAUUGUUGUUGACUGAAAGCUUUUGAAUAUGAACGAAGUACGAGGUAAGCAGGCUUGAAAUGGCUCAGCAAUCAAUUUGUAAUCAAGGCUGAUCGAGUCGUUUACUCUGUUCGUUUUUUUUUCACAAUAAAAAGGUCACAAAACAACUACUUGGCGUUGUUUAUUAUUACCAUCUGUUCAGUUGUUACAGUGUGCCAGUGAAAAAAUGCCAGCC